GUCUCUGUCGGUUGUCACUUUUACAAUUUACAAACUUUACGAUUUACAUUUCGAAGUUCGAACUUUCGACUCUCGACAUUCUUUAAUUUGUACUUCGUUGUGAUAAGGUGAUAAGAUUAAAAUAAAAUCCAAUAAAGAUGAAAAUUGAAAAAAGUGAAUUUUCCGAUCAGCAUAUCUGUCCAUAAUGUUGCAGUGCUGUUACUGUUCUAAAGAGUUUAAAUAUGAAAGUGAGAAAAAAAGACAUGAACAAAGUCAUUAUCCACAAUUUGAGUGCAACCAAUGUUUUAAGAAGUUUAGUUUUUUGUCAGCCUUGAGAAGGCACCAAAAGCAACAUGAAAGGACAGGAAGUGUUCAGUGCCUUGAAUGUGGACGUAAUUUUCGCGAUGAUAUUCUUCUCAAACGACACAUAAAAUAUGCGCAUAAGGGUGAAUAUGAAUGUUCUCAAUGCAAUGCCAUAUUCAAAAGCGACUUGGCAUUAAUGUCGCAUAUGAAGACUCACAAGCCUAAAGCUGAAAGAAGAUUCCAAUGCAGUUUUGAAGACUGUAAAAAAUCGUUUAACUUUGCACACCAUCUCAAACAUCAUGAGCUAACUCACACAAAUACGAAACAGUUUUAUUGUAAAACUUGUGGCAAAGGUUUUAUUCAGUCCCAUCAUUUGAAGUAUCAUAUGAAAACCCACGAACCUGAGAAUUGGCUGUAUUGUACCAUACCAGAUUGUAACAAGAAAUUUGUUUCAGAAUAUGCAAGAAAAAAACAUCUCACAAGCCACAGGACUACCAUCGAUAGUGGCAUAUCCUCGGAUUCGAACUGUGAUCUUUCUCAGGAUUCUAUUAAGGCAGCAGAUGCAGCAGUGCUUUGUGCCAAAUGCGGAACUAUGAUAAUGCUAACUUCAUACGAAAAACAUGAAAGAGAAUGUAUGCGAAAACCAGAAAUGCCCGAAGACAAAUGUUUACAACCAAAGAUUGAAAUUGAAAUGAAUAACUAUAAUAAUAUUGAAGUUUUUAGCAACUGCAAAACUAUAUUAGGAAAAUGUAUUGCAAAUGAAAAUUUACCUAAUAGCUGUUUGUGCGCUCAAAUUAAAGAUGUGAAUAAUUUUUACGAUGAACUACUUCCGAAUGAAAACUUUGAUCCCCAUAAAGUUGAGACAGAAAACAAACCAACAUAUAAUAACAAUUAUGAGAAUAUUAGUAUUAUGAAUAAUGCAUGUGAAGGUUGUGAUUGUUCUAAUACUAAAUCUAAUAUAAACUCCUUGAAGGAACCUUUAAUACAAAACACAGAUGAAAAUUUACCAAAAUUUGAAUUUAGAAGUGAUGGUGCUAUAAAACUAAAAGAAACAAUUGACAUAAGCAUAAGUAUUAAAAAAGAAAAUCAAAUUAAUGAUACCGAUGAAUUUAUGAACAUUAUGAAUCAUGUGCCUUUUAAUAGUUGUAAAGCUGUGUUAGGUAAAUGCAUAGUAAGUGGUAGUGGUACUAUGAGUGAGAAUUGUUUAUGUGCUAAGAUGGCGAUGGAUGACCACCAAAUGACGGCUCAAGAAAUCGAUGAGAUAACACCACAACCAACAAUAUUAGCUUAAUAGUUUUUUAUCUGUGAUGUUCUAUGUUAUGUUAAUGUUGAGUAUAUAAUCUACACAGGUAUA
This is a messenger RNA of Nymphalis io (European peacock), 1636 nucleotides long. RefSeq names its product oocyte zinc finger protein XlCOF20-like. Lineage: Eukaryota; Metazoa; Arthropoda; Insecta; Lepidoptera; Nymphalidae. The transcript is spliced from 6 exons. Gene Ontology annotation, biological process: regulation of transcription by RNA polymerase II. Gene Ontology annotation, cellular component: nucleus. Bases 185 to 1573 code for a protein of 462 amino acids. The record is from RefSeq and is a predicted model, not a curated record. Gene Ontology annotation, molecular function: DNA-binding transcription factor activity; RNA polymerase II cis-regulatory region sequence-specific DNA binding.